AUGAUUAGACGAUAUUAUCGAUUUAUGAUAUUGAAAAGUUUAUAUCCUAAAAUUUAUCUUGUUCCAACUAUAGAUAUUGAAAUAGUUUGGCAAACACAUCUUUUAAGACCUGGAAUAUAUCGAGAUGAUUGUCAUCAAUUAUUUAAUAAAAUAAUUGAUCAUUCAUUAUUAUUAAAUCAGAUUCAACAAUCUUUUUUUCAUACUUCUUAUUUAUAUGAAAAACAUUUUGAUGAAGAAUAUUGUUCAUUACCAUUAUAUAAAAAUGCUAAAACAACUUCAUCGAAAUAUAUUCAUCCUUAUUUUAAUAAAAUUCAAUAUUUAACUGAAACUUAUUCUUAUUGGGAUAAAACAUUGUUUCAAUUUUCGAAAUAUUCUCCUGAUGAUUAUGAAAAUCCAUUUUCAUUUCGAAGACAUGAUAUUAUUCUUGAUGGUAAAUGGAUUCAUUCAUGCCAAUAUUUUAUGGACGAUAUGCUUACGAUGGUACCCAAUGAUAUAUGGAGUUUUAAUGUAUUAAAUCCAAUAAAUUUAAAAUCAUCAGAAAUGAAACGAUUAAAAAAAUCUUAUGAAAGAUUUUUAUAUAUAAUAACAAAAUAUUCAAUAACUAAACAAUAUCAUUUCAUUCAUCCAACAUACGCAGUAAUACAAUUUUAA
This is a messenger RNA of Rotaria sp. Silwood1, 651 nucleotides long. The record is from the annotation of a GenBank genome assembly. Lineage: Eukaryota; Metazoa; Rotifera; Eurotatoria; Philodinida; Philodinidae.